Molecule: messenger RNA, 1539 nt
Organism: Alternaria burnsii
Lineage: Eukaryota; Fungi; Ascomycota; Dothideomycetes; Pleosporales; Pleosporaceae
Product: mfs general substrate transporter
Exons: 2
Coding region: 1-1539 (512 amino acids)
Biological process (GO): transmembrane transport
Cellular component (GO): membrane
Molecular function (GO): transmembrane transporter activity
Source: RefSeq, a predicted model, not a curated record
AUGGCGUCUUUCGCUGAAGAGAAGGGUAACGUCACUACCUUGGAACGCAUUGAGUCCGACACAACCGCCAGCGAUGCCGCCAUUACUCGCUUUACACCUGAGGAGCAGAAGAAGAUCGUCCGCAAGGUUGAUCUACGACUCAUCCCAACACUCGGAUGCAUGUACUGUGUCUCGCUCAUGGAUCGGACCAAUCUUGGUGUCGCCAUGGUCGCAGGCAUGGGUGUCGAUUUGAAGCUUACUGGCGAGAGAUACAGCAUCAUCGUCUUGCUCUUCUUCAUCACUUACGUCGCACUCCAGCCACCGGCUACAGUUGUGCUAAGGAAGUUGGGUCCAAGACUCUUCCUCCCUGCUAUCGUCAUCAUCUGGGGAGCAGUAAUGAUCGGCUUUGGUUUCGUCAAGGAAUGGCAUACACUGAUCCCUCUUCGCCUCCUUCUCGGUAUCUUUGAAGCCGGUUUUUUCCCAGGUUCUGCAUACCUCCUCUCAUGCUGGUACAAGCGAUUCGAGCUCCAGAAGCGCAACACUGUCUUCUUCCUCAUUGGCAUGCUGUCGUCUGCCUUCUCAGGUAUUCUCGGCUACCUCUUCUCUCUGCUCAGCGGCCACGGCGUCCAAGCAGCAUACUGGCUUGGUCCGCACUACGGACCCACCAAGAAGGCACCCCUUACACCUGUCAGUUACGGACCAGGUCUCUCCGGAUGGAGAUGGAUAUUUAUCCUUCAAGGGGUUAUCACUGUAGUGAUUGGUAUUGUAGGAUGGUACUUCAUUGUCGACUUCCCCGAAAUGGCUGCCAAGCCAAGCAAGACCCAGAAGAAGUUCCUUAACCAGAAUGAGGUCGACUUCAUCGUUGCACGCAUCGAAGAGGACCGCCAUGACGUCGUCGCUGAGGCGUUCAACCUCAAGAGCUACCUUGCUGGAGCCAUGGAUCUUAAGGUCUGGGGCUUCGCAUUCAUCUUCAUGUUCACCACGACUAUCACCUACGCCAUCGCCUACUUCCUUCCCAUCAUCCUGAAAGACGGUAUGGGUUUCAGUCCCGCUGCUGCUAACUGUCUUAUCGCACCACCUUACGUCUUCGCCGGUUUCGUCAUGCUUGGUUUCGCCUGGGCAGGAGACAAGUACCACAUUCGCAGUCCAUGGGUCAUCGCCAACGGUGUCCUCGCUCUCAUCGGCCUACCCAUGAUCGGUUUCAGUACCAAUGUAGGCGUCCGAUACUUCGGCGUCUUCCUCGCUACCGCCGCUGCAAACGCAAACGUUCCCUGCAUCCUCACCUGGCAAGCAAACAACAUCCGUGGACAAUGGAAGCGUGCUCUCUGCAGCGCUACUCUGGUCGGUGCAGGAGGCGUUGGUGGUAUCAUUGGCGGCACUGUCUUCAGGACUCAAGACGCACCGUCCUAUGUACCUGGUAUCGUUGCGUGUAUGAUCGCUUCAGGCAUGAUUGUCAUCAUCUCGCUGUUGCUGAACUUGAAGUUCUGGAUGGCCAACAAGCGGGCUGCGAACGGCGGCAAGAUUAUCGAGGGGCUUGAGGGAUUCAGAUAUACAUUGUAG